AUGCUAGUGAUCAAAUCGUCUUGGCGGCUGGAGGAAAUUCUUGUCGAGCUGGAUGCGGGCGCUUCAUCAGAGCCGGCUACCAUCCCCCCAGCAGGCUCCCAAGAAGACGAAGAAGUCGAAGAGCGGCAGCACCAAAGUCAAACCAUCCUGAAGGUGUCAUUUCGAGACGAUGAUGUGCUAGAUUCGGACCAGCUGGAACAGUUGCUAGGUCAUCUUCCUGGACUGCGAAAGCUGAAAGUAUGCGCCGAGACUCUGACCGGAGACCCCCAAGUGAUUGCGACCAAACUCUGUGAGCUGGAGCACCUCAGCAGCAUCGAUUGGGAGGUUUGGACCUAUCCAGACAUUACACCCGACAUUUUGCAUUCCUUUUGGGCCAAAGUGGCGCAGUCGAGAAUCACAUCGCUCUCGACCCUGCCUGGUGUGAACGCGGCUGUGUCGGGAAUCUGCCUCUCGUCCGAUACCACUCGCCUUCGUGACUUGACGUUUCAUUGUGCUUUCCCCAAUAUUCAGGCUCCCGAUUUCGUGGAUGCCAUUGAAGUGGCCAAAAGCUUGCCACAGUUGUCCUCGUUAAGUUUUGUGGGUUGCUACAGUUUGACGGACGACUCCGAUGUCAUUUGCGCACUGGGAGACCUGAUCAAAUCCGAACAAUCACUGUACAGUCUCACCGCAAACAUUCAUCCCGGUGCGAGCAUAGCGCCAAUCCUCCAAGGUCUAGAGCACAACAGCAACACAACAUUAGAGCAUCUGACACUGACCGACCACGCGCAUAUUGUCUCCGAGAAGGCCGACCAACAAGACGAGGAGCAAGAGGGUUCAAUCCGGCCCCAGGCGGUGGUCACCGAAGGUGCACUUGAAGAAAUCGACGGUUGCGCCAGCAGAGUAGACACCAGCGAGGGAGAACUGUCCAGUCUCAUUGACUUGCUCGAAACCAACAACAUGAAAUUGCAGAGGAUCCAAGCGAAAUCGUUGCAAUGGAGGGCGGAACACUAUGACAGACGACAGGAACUUUGCAAACGUCUCGAGUUCUGGUGCAUGCUGAAUCAACUUGAAACGCCAAAGGGCGCAUCCACGCGCAAGACCAUGGCGAGUGGCGAUGCCACUAUCUUUGACUUGAUUGACGCUCUGACAUCCAGAAGGCAAACCUCCAACACGUUCUACCACAAGAAAAGCACAGCCGUGCCGAUUGCGUACUACUUUCUACGCAUGGAUCCAGCCAUCUGGCUGUCUCCUGGCCCCAGCCCUGGCAUAAUCCAUUGGUCUAGAAACCACGGGCUAAACUCUAGCUAG
Molecule: messenger RNA, 1287 nt
Organism: Seminavis robusta
Lineage: Eukaryota; Bacillariophyta; Bacillariophyceae; Naviculales; Naviculaceae
Source: the annotation of a GenBank genome assembly